GGCAGCUGCGUCAGGGCACUGACGUCAGCAGUCGAUCAUGGAGGAAUAUGCCCGUGAACCUUGUCCAUGGAGAAUAGUAGAUGACUGUGGUGGUGCGUUUACGAUGGGGGCCAUAGGUGGGGGGGUGUUUCAGUCCAUCAAAGGCUUCAGGAAUGCGCCUGUGGGCGUACGACACCGACUGAAAGGGAGUGCGAACGCUGUGAGAAUUAGAGCACCUCAGAUUGGAGGUAGUUUUGCAGUAUGGGGAGGGCUCUUCUCCACAAUAGACUGUGGCCUGGUCCGACUGAGGGGGAAAGAGGACCCCUGGAACUCAAUCACUAGUGGAGCCAUGACCGGAGCCAUCUUGGCAGCACGCAGUGGGCCGUUGGCCAUGGUUGGCUCUGCCAUGAUGGGGGGAAUUCUGCUGGCCCUGAUUGAGGGCUUUGGCAUCCUACUCACCAGAUACACAGCACAGCAGUUCCAGAACCCGAGUCCAUUUCUGGAGGACCCUAGCCAGCUUCCUCCUAAAGACGGGGGCCACGGGCAAGACAGUCGUGGCUAUGGACAAUACCAGUAAACUUAGCAUGUUGUUAUGGUGACUGUGACUCUGCAGACUGGGAGGUUUUACUAUCUUCAACCUUCACAAUUGUUAAGGUGCCCUCUGGAGACAACUUGCCUCUUCACCUUAUCCUCCCUGAAGUCUGCAUAUAUGGUAAUUGCUCAGGGGCAGUAAGUCAUUUAUAUUAUUUAUGUAUGAGCUGUGAUAUACACUUCAGUAUUUGUUCUUAUUGAACAGGGAAGUUCUAGCAGCUUUUGUUUGCUAAGGUGCAUAAUGUGAAUAUCAAUAUGAUUAUUAUUAUCAUUAUUAUUAUUUGUAUGAUUGUGUAGGCAAUUCAUUUAUUCAGUUUAGAAAAUGAGCUGACAAAACAACAGCAAAAUCCAUAUCCAUAGUCAGACGUUGGAGGGAGUAUCACUUUGACCACUAUUGUUAAGAUGAUACUGACAAAAUGAUGCAUUAGAAUACUACGCUAAAUAAGUAGUGUUGCAUCAAUAUGCCUCAAUAUAGAUGUAGUUUUUUAAAACAAAACAUUCAGUGCUACAAACAGGAAAAUCACAUCUUUAUAUUUGAGGAAUUUUACAUCUAUUUUGUUAAAAGGACCUCCACCACCUGAAUAUUUGUCAUCUUCACUUCUCACAUCACAUCGGAAAGCUGGUUAUUUAAAAAUUAGUUGCUCCUAAAUCACAUUUUCACUGUACAAUGUACUCUUGCAUACCUUCAUCCUAAACUUCACUCUUUCCAUUUUUUGCCCUUCAUUUAUUAUCUCUUUGAUUUUAGGUUGAGGGGAAGGGACUUAAGUCAUGUCUGUUUUAGUCGUUUUUGUUGACGCGUUAUUUAUUUAUGGUAAACUAUUGAUAGGAAUAAGAGAAUGUUGAUGUAUAAAUAAAGUGUUUUAUGGUUGACUUA
This is a messenger RNA of Colossoma macropomum (tambaqui), 1444 nucleotides long. RefSeq names its product translocase of inner mitochondrial membrane 17 homolog B (yeast) (gene timm17b). Gene Ontology annotation, cellular component: mitochondrial inner membrane; TIM23 mitochondrial import inner membrane translocase complex. Lineage: Eukaryota; Metazoa; Chordata; Actinopteri; Characiformes; Serrasalmidae. The record is from RefSeq and is a predicted model, not a curated record. The transcript is spliced from 6 exons. Gene Ontology annotation, biological process: protein import into mitochondrial matrix. The coding region runs from base 38 to 556 and encodes 172 amino acids. Gene Ontology annotation, molecular function: transmembrane protein transporter activity.